Molecule: messenger RNA, 846 nt
Organism: Aspergillus bombycis
Lineage: Eukaryota; Fungi; Ascomycota; Eurotiomycetes; Eurotiales; Aspergillaceae
Exons: 3
Coding region: 1-846 (281 amino acids)
Source: RefSeq, a predicted model, not a curated record
AUGACUGAGCAUCUUAUUCCCUGGCUGAAUGGCCGACUGGAUCUUCGCCAGGCAUACACGUUCGACCGUAACAAUAUCAUUGCGAUGUUGCAAAACAUCGUACUUUCCCCUGUUGUAUACGGCGUUAUCCCGCAGAAUGUAACCAGACUGAUAUCGAUACACCAGGACAUCACUCGUCUUCGAUGCCCGGAUGGCCAAGAUUACCUCGCCCCGGCACCACCGCAGAGUAUCGACCGCCAACUUCAUCCCCGUUGGCCUAGAGGGAUCGCAAGGUUCCAACUUAGAAGGUCGACCUAUGAUGGAGUCGAAUACUGGGCACUCCCAGACCUCCUUGGGCUCUUUUUGAGCUCUUUGGGUCCAGCUCCAAUGGGGGCGACUAAGCGGAACUUUUACCUCCCGGUCACGGCUGUCUAUGGACAGUGGUGUACCAAGCUUCUUACGGGGGGGGAUGCCAAGGGUAUACCAGUGUUCUUGGACAGAUGGGAGGGAGUUCUCUCUUGGUGCUCCAGAGGAGGCUUUGCUGUCCAGGAAGGGAUAGGGUCCUGGCCGGCCGUCUUAGAUCGUGCUAGGUACGGCAUUAUAAGGUCUCCAGAGCUACAGAUCACUUGGUCGCAGACGUGGACUCCUACUCUCCAGAGAUUAGGGGGACACGGGUGGCCUUUUGGUCGUUGCGCUGAGACCUACCCAUUUUGCAAACUUCUCAUGGAUAAAACCAGAGAAGAGGCAGGGCGGGUGUAUGGGUUGGCUUUGUGCGACAAAUACAUAGGGACCGCACCUGUUUACGUUGAUCGGCUGUCUGGAAGGAUCUGGUGCCACGUAGCCAUGAAAGAGGAUAGGGGAAGGUAG